AUGGGCUUGACCAAACAAUACCUACGCUAUGUGCCCGGCCCCGUGUUUGGUGUGAUUGGCAGCCAGAGAGCGAACAUUUGCUACGUCACGCUACGCGGUGGUGAGCAGGGCCGCCAUGUGGCUGUGGCGGCGUGUGAACAUGUCUUUAUCUGGGACACCCGUAAAGCUGAGAAGGUGAUGAUCCUCUCAGGCCAAAAACACGAGGUGACCUUCCUGCAGCCAUCGCCUGACAGCAUCCACUUGGCUGUGGGAUAUGAGGAUGGCGCUGUGCGGAUAUUCAGCCUACUCAACGGGGAGAGCAAUGUCUGCUUCAACGGUCACAAGUCAGCCGUCAUGUCAAUACGCUACGAUGCACUGGGAGCCAGACUCGUCACCGGCUCUAAAGACACAGACGUCAUCGUGUGGGACGUGAUCAAUGAGUGUGGCCUUUACCGACUGCGAGGACACAAAGAUGAGGUCACGCAAGCACUCUUCCUCAAAGACAAGAACCUCUUAGUGACCAGCUCCAAGGACAGUUUUGUCAAGUGGUGGGACUUAGACACGCAGCACUGCUUUAAGACCAUGGUGGGCCACCGCAGUGAGGUUUGGGCCAUGACUUUUCUCAAUGAGGAGCAACGGCUGCUGACUGGCUCAGCCGACAGUGAGCUUCGAGCGUGGGACAUUAACUACCUGCAGGAGGAGCAGGCUGAGGGUGAGCCUAAAAUAAAGAAGGGCAAAAGUGUGCUAGAGGACGACGAAGGUGACGGGAAAGAAGAAGAUGCGGAUGAGAGUCCUGAAGAUCGUAUUUUGACGUGCACAAAAGCAGGGUCCAUCCUCCGUGAGGCCAGAGACAGAGUUGUGUCUUUGACCACUGACAGCAAGGCCAGAAUCAUGGCAUGUCAUGGCAACAGCAUGAUCCUGGAGGUCUUCACUGUGCUGUCAGAGGAUGAAGUGCGUAGGAAGAUGGCCAAGAAGCUGAAGAAAGCCAAGAAGAAGGCGGCCAAAAACACUGAAGAUGACAAUGAGGCAGAGGAGCCGGUUGUGGAAAAGACUCUGAAGGACGAGAUCAUCCGACUAAGCAACAUCAAAGCCUCCUCCAAAAUCAGGUGGGCCGACUGUCUGUCAUGCGCUGGCGGUGAGCUGAAGGUGGCGCUGCUGUUGCAGAACAACACGUUGGAGACGUACAGCCUGAAGACGCGAGACAAGGCUACGGCAGCCGCCAACAAAACAGCACGCCUCACGUUGGGUGGACAUCGCAGCGAUGUGCGCACACUGGCCUUCAGCUCGGACAACCUGGCCCUGCUGUCGGCGUCCGGGGACACCGUCAAAGUGUGGAACAGGUCGACGCUGCAGGUUGUGCGCACCAUGGCGUGUGAAUAUGCCCUCUGUUCCCUCUUUGUGCCUGGGGACAGACAGAUCAUCCUGGGGACCAAGUCUGGUAAUCUGCAGAUUUUUGAGUUGGCCUCGGGAAGCCUCCUAGAGACACUCAAUGGCCAUGAUGGAGCCUUGUGGUCCAUGUGUCCCGCACCUGACCAGCGGGGGAUUGUGACAGGAGGUGCAGACAAGACGGUCAAGUUGUGGGACUUUGAGCUGGUGAAAGACGAAGCCAGUGGACAUAAGAGGUUGACGUUAAAGCAUACACGUACAUUACAGCUUGAGGAAGAUGUCCUGUGUGUCAAGUUCUCUCCCAAUCACCGUCUGUUGGCUGUCUCCCUGCUGGACUGCACUGUCAAAAUCUUCUACACAGACACGCUCAAGUUCUUCCUGUCGCUGUAUGGACACAAGCUGCCUGUUCUUUGUCUGGACAUCACACACGACAGCACACUGAUCGCCACAGGCUCUGCAGAUCGCAACGUCAAGAUAUGGGGGCUAGACUUCGGCGACUGUCACCGGUCAAUGUUUGCGCACGACGACAGCGUCAUGUUUUUGCAGUUUGUUCCCAAGACGCAUUUGUUCUUCACGGCGGGAAAGGACAAGAAGAUUAAGCAGUGGGAUGCCGACAAGUUCGAACACAUCCAGACUUUGGAGGGCCACCAUCGCGAGGUGUGGUGUCUGAGCAUCAGCCCCAACGGCGACCAUCUGGUGUCGGCAUCACACGACAAGUCUUUGCGACUAUGGGAGAGGACCAGGGAACCCAUCAUUUUGGAGGAGGAACGGGAGAUGGAGAGAGAGGCAGAGUUUGAGGAGAGCCUAGGCAAAGGUGACGCUCCCGUGGUGCCCGGAGAGACACAAGGCGAAGCCGCGCCAGCCGGCAAGAAAACGGUGGAGACUGUCAAAGCUGCCGAACGCAUCAUGGAGGCUUUGGAGCUCCUCCGCGGGGAGAACAGAAAGAUGGAAGAACAUAAAUACGCAUGUGAGCGAGCAGGAAAAGAGUUGGCACUCCCCAAACCGAAUCCCAUUCUUGUGGCCUUUGGAAACAUUUCUCCGUCACGCUACAUUCUUGACGUCAUCAAGAAAGUCAGAUCCAGCGAGCUGGAAGUGUCUCUGCUGGUUUUACCAUUCCCGUAUGUUCCGGACCUCUUGGAACUUUUCAACGGCUUCAUCCAGCAAGGCCUGGAGGUAGAACUUGUGUGCCGAUGCCUCUUCUUUCUGCUCAAAAUUCAUUUUGGUCAGAUCUCCAGCAGCCAGAAGCUUCUUCCCAUUAUUGACGAUCUGCGCACCAACACGCUCUCCAAAGUGCAGGACAUUCACGACCUGAUGGGCUUCAACAGCGCUGCCCUGCAGUUCCUCCAGCGCGAGGUGGAGAGCAAGGAGGAAGUGAUGUUCUUUGCCGAAGCCACAGGACGACUGGCGGAUAAAAAGAAGCGGCGGAGGAAGCGCGAAAGGGUCAUCCUCACCAUUGCUUAA
Molecule: messenger RNA, 2826 nt
Organism: Nerophis lumbriciformis (worm pipefish)
Lineage: Eukaryota; Metazoa; Chordata; Actinopteri; Syngnathiformes; Syngnathidae
Source: RefSeq, a predicted model, not a curated record